Messenger RNA from Trichobilharzia regenti, 2340 nucleotides. The record is from the annotation of a GenBank genome assembly. Lineage: Eukaryota; Metazoa; Platyhelminthes; Trematoda; Strigeidida; Schistosomatidae.
AUGGCGACUAUGGCUGAAUUUAUACAACAGUCUGAGAUAAAUGAUGGAAUACGUUUCUCAUGGAAUGCAUGGCCUAUUUCUCGACUAGAAUCUGCUCAGUCUGUAGUACCUAUUGGAUGCUUAUACACAUUACUCAAAGAACGUUAUGAUUUUCCACCGAUUAAUUAUGAACCAGUAUUCUGUACUCGAUGUCGUGGGAUUCUUAAUCCAUAUUGUCCGUUUGAUAUCAGGAGUCGGACAUGGACGUGUUGCCUAUGCACAAUGCGUAAUAACUUCCCACCUCAAUAUGCUGGAAUGACUGAACAGAAGUUACCUGCAGAAUUGAUGGCUCAGUUUACCACACUAGAAUAUACCAUCCCGAAAGUUCAACCAGUUCCGCCAAUAUUUGUUUUUGUCGUGGACACGUGUAUUGAAGAACCUGAAUUCACUCAAUUGAAGGAAUCCAUCCAGCUGUCGUUGAGUUUUCUACCGCCUCAAGCAUUAGUCGGUUUAAUCACUUUUGGGAAAAUGGUACAUGUUCAUGAAUUAGAAGCAGGACCAAUUGCUAAAUCAUGGGUAUUUAAAGGAACAAAAGAUUACACAGGAAAUCAAAUUCAAGUAAUGCUUGGUGUUGGUCGUAGUUCUUUUGGUAAUGUUGGUCAACCGGCUACAUUCAAUGCUCGUCCUAGUCCAGGUGUUAAAGGUGUCUACGGUGCUGCUGAACAACAAUUUCAACCACCACCUCAAGCACAACCACAAAUGGCUCAGUUACCAUACAAUAGAUUUAUUCAACCUAUGGAAAGAUGUGAUGCUGUAUUAACUGAUCUACUAACUGAACUACAACCUGAUCCAUGGCCUGUACCACAAGGUAAACGUCCACUUCGUUCAGUUGGUACUGCAUUAAGUAUUGUCAUUGGUCUACUAGAAGCUACUUAUCCAAAUACAGGAGCUAGAGUUAUGCUAUUUCUUGGUGGUCCAUGUACUCAAGGUCCUGGUAUGGUUGUAGAUGAUGAUUUAAAGAAUAUUAUACGCUCUCAUCAUGAUAUGGAAAAAGAUAAUUGUAAAUAUAUGCGAAGAGCUAUGAAACAUUAUGAAGGCUUGGCUAAUCGUGCUGCACAGAAUUUUCAUGUUGUCGAUAUAUUCAGUUGUUCACUAGAUCAGACUGGUUUGCAUGAAUUACGGUAUUUAACAAAUUACACCGGUGGUCAUAUGAUUAUGGGAGAUAGUUUUGCAUCAAGCCUGUUUCAACAAACCUAUCGACGUGUAUUUAACAAAGAUGCAUCAGGUUCCUUUUUAAUGGGAUUAGCUGGUCAAAUGGAAGUGAAGACAUCUAAAGAACUCAAAGUCUCUGGUUGUAUUGGACCAUGUUUCUCGGCUAAUGUGAAAACAUCAAAUACAGGCGAACAAGAAAUUGGUAUAGGGCGUACUUCUGUAUGGCGAUUAAAUGGUUUCACACCAUCCACCACAUUAGCUAUCUAUUUUGAAGUGGCCACCUCAUCCAGUGGAAGUGGUGCACAAAUUCCACCAGGUGGUAGGGUUAUGUUCAAUUUGUUACGCAAUAUCAACGAGCUAAUGGUCAACGAAAAUUACGUGUCACAACAGCUUGUCGAAGCCGCCACAGUGUUGACUGCUCGUAUGGCUAUGUUCAGAGCAGAGACAGCGGAUAGUGUUGAUGUACUACGGUGGUUGGAUAGACAAUUGAUUAAAUUAUGUCAUAAAUUUGGUGAUUAUCGUAAAGAUGAUCCAUCAUCAUUUCGAUUACCGGAUGAAUUUUCCUUUUAUCCACAAUUUAUGUUUCAUAUGCGACGUUCACAAUUUCUACAAGUGUUUAAUAAUAGUCCAGAUGAAACAGCUUAUUAUCGUCAUGUUCUAAAUAAAGAAGAUUGUUCAAAUUCCCUACUGAUGAUACAACCAUCGUUGACAUCAUUCAAUUUGGAUGGUAGUGAGGAGCCGGUUUUAUUGGAUUCAAGUAGCUUACAACCAGAACGUGUACUCCUGAUGGAUAGCUUCUUCUUAAUCUUGAUUUACGAAGGUGAUACUAUUGCUAAAUGGAAGAAAGCUGGCUAUCUGGAUAUGCCUGAAUAUGCGCAUAUUAAACAGAUACUGGAUAAACCAAGAUUAGAAGCUCAAGAAUUAUUGAAAGUACGCUUUCCAGUUUCACGAUAUGUUGAAACCGAGUUCGAUGGUAGUCAGGCAAGAUUUUUACUAUCCAAAGUCAAUCCAUCACUUACACAUCAUACAAUGUAUUCAUUUGGACAGUUACAACCAGAUGAUUCGGGUAGUGCUGUACUCACAGAUGAUGUAUCGCUUCAAGGCUUUAUGGAACAUUUGAAAAAAUUGGCAGUCUCUAGUUCUGCAUAA